AUGCAGUAUCUGUCAGAUUUCUCACACUUACUCCGUGAAGCUGCUAGAAUCAGCAUGUUGCCAAAAUUUAUGUUUAUUACCAUUUUGAUGGUAACCAGUCGUUUCAAAUUGUCACAUCAACAAUGCUCGUCGCUUAUCCCCGAAGAUGAAAGAGUUGAUUGUCACCCAGAGCUCGGAUCAAACCAGCCAGACUGUGAGCUAAGAGGUUGUACGUGGUGCGAGGCAGAGCUGACUGGUACUCCGUGGUGUUUUUACGAUAACGUCUACACGAUACCAGCAUCAGAGCGAAUCGAUUGUUACCCUGAAGGUGGGGUCACUGAAUCUACAUGCCACGCGAGAGGAUGUAUUUUUGAAACCGAUUAUAACACUGAGGCCUCUUGGUGCUAUUUCCCCUUGGAGAACGGCUAUAGGAUGGUCGGUUCACCCGUUGGUACCACGAUGGGUUACAGAGUUACAUUGCAGAAGAUCAAUACGUACACGAUGUUUGGCGGCGAUAUAGUAGAUCUCAUACUAGAUGUGGAAUUCCAGACAGAUGACCGAGUCCGUGUCAAGAUAUAUGAUCCAAAUAAUGCACGGUACGAGGUUCCACUGACCAUUGCUUCGCCAUCAGUAAUGGCAGCAAAUCCUAACUAUGACAUCAUUUUUGAUGCCGGUCCAGCAUUCUCAUUCAAAAUCAUAAGAGUAUCAACAGGAACUGUAUUGUUCGACACCUCUUUAGGUGGUUUUGUAUUUGCCGACCAGUUUAUACAGAUUUCAACAAAGUUACCAUCAUUCAAUCUAUAUGGGUUUGGAGAGCACGAACAUCCUGCUUUCAAACAUGACAUGUUUUGGGAGAAGUACCCAAUGUUUGCAAGGGAUCAACCACCACAGCCUUAUGCCAACAUGUAUGGUGUUCACCCAUAUUACACUGUGCUAGAAAAUGAUUUCAACGCACAUGGUGUAUUGAUAUUGAACAGCAAUGCUCAGGAAUUCGAUCUUCAGCCAGCUCCCUCUAUAACAUACAGAACAAUUGGAGGAAUCUUAGAUAUCUACGUCUUUCUGGGCCCAACUCCAGAAAACGUCGUUCAACAAUAUACAGAGGCGAUAGGACGUACCUUCAUGCCACCGUAUUGGAGUUUGGGAUUCCAACUGUCACGUUAUGGAUAUGAUCAUAUUGACGUGCUCAGGGACACUGUUGACAGGAUGCGACUAUAUGACAUACCCCAUGAUGUACAAUUCGGCGAUAUUGAUUAUAUGGAUCGCUAUAUGGAUUUCACUUACGACACAGUGAACUAUGCUGGACUACCCGAAUAUGUUGAUGAACUGAAAACUGAGGGAACUAAUUACAUAAUUAUCUUAGACCCGUGCAUCAUGACCACUGAGCCAGCUGGCACGUAUCCUGCGUACGACAAGGGCAGUGACUUUGAUAUAUGGGUGAAGGAAGUAGACGGUGUCACGGAUGUACUUGGAAAGGUAUGGCCGCCGGAUGAGGUGAGUUUCCCCGAUUAUACCCACCCCAAUGCAGAGCAGUGGUGGGUAGACCAAUGUUAUGAUUUCUAUAAUGUCAUCAAAUACGACGGACUAUGGAUCGAUAUGAAUGAAGUUGCCAAUUUUUACAACGGAGACAGAGAUGGGUGUGACUAUAAUAGUUUGGACAAUCCACCAUACAAGACAAAGGCAUGGGGCCAGACACUAUCAGACAAGACCAUUUGCAUGGAACACAAGCAAUAUGCUGGCAAUCACUACGACCUGCACAGUCUCUACGGUUUGACAGAAUCACCACCUUCCCAAAGCGCCGCACGUAUCGUGACGAAGAAAAGAAGUAUAGUUAUCACACGGUCGACGUUUCCCGGAGUUGGUCAGUACGCUGGUCAUUGGUUGGGCGACAACUACAGCAAUUGGCCGAAUAUGCAUAAGUCGAUAAUAGGUAUGCUGGAAUUUAACAUUUUUGGAAUACCAUACAUUGGUGCUGACAUCUGCGGCUUUAUUGGUGAUACAAACUACGAACUCUGUCUGCGUUGGCAGCAGAUUGGAGCGUUUUAUCCAUUUUCAAGAAAUCACAAUGGUUAUGGAUAUAUAGAACAAGAUCCUGGUGUCUUUGGGGAAGAUUUUGCAACCAUUGCAAAGGCUGCACUACACGUUCGCUACAAUCUGAUGCCGUUCCUGUACACCCUUUUCCACGAAUCUCAUUUGAACGGAUCAACAGUUGUCCGCCCGUUAAUGCACGAGUUUGUUACUGACCUCACAGCGCACGAUAUAGAUAGACAAUUCCUGUGGGGCCCGGCACUUCUCAUCACGCCUGUUCUCCUUCAGGGCAUGACAGAGGUUUCAGGUUAUUUUCCCGAUGCGAAAUGGUACGAUUAUUACACUGGGAAUGACAUUGGUGUACGCUCACAAAUCGUUGUGCUUAGUGCUCCUCUCGAUCACAUAAACGUGCACGUACGAGGAGGUUAUGUAUUGCCGACACAGGAACCAGGAAAUUCUACCUUGUUUACUCGUACUAAGCCCAUGGGAUUGAUAGCUGCCUUAGACGAUAAUGCCUCUGCAUCCGGGAAUUUGUUCUGGGAUGAUGGAGAUACACUUGAUACUUAUGAAAAUGGCCUGUAUUUCGAAGAACAUUUCAGCGCCACUGCGAACGAGUUGAGCGGAAAUAUCGUUACUGAUGGAUACACUGGUGUGGAUUCUCUUGUUUGGGGUAACAUCCGGGUAUUUGGAUUAAGCACCCUGGUCACUGAAGUAAAAAUAAACGAUGUCAGUCAUCUAGAUUUUACGUAUGAUCAGACAACCCAGGUACUUAACAUUGAGAAUGCCGGCGCACCGCUGAAUAUUAACCUGAUGGUAACUUGGCUUUAAUGUAAAAUGUAUUCCUACGUGACAUCAAUCAUUUACUUUUAGUUAUGUAAUUUACUAUGCAAAGUAGGACACGACAGAUCUGUUUCAAUAAACGUGCAUUAUAAAAAAAACA
Saccoglossus kowalevskii is the source of this 2944-nucleotide messenger RNA. RefSeq names its product sucrase-isomaltase, intestinal-like. Gene Ontology annotation, molecular function: carbohydrate binding; alpha-1,4-glucosidase activity. The record is from RefSeq and is a predicted model, not a curated record. Lineage: Eukaryota; Metazoa; Hemichordata; Enteropneusta; Harrimaniidae. Gene Ontology annotation, biological process: carbohydrate metabolic process.